This is a messenger RNA of Cucurbita pepo subsp. pepo (vegetable marrow), 642 nucleotides long. The record is from RefSeq and is a predicted model, not a curated record. NCBI's taxonomy places the organism in Eukaryota, Viridiplantae, Streptophyta, Magnoliopsida, Cucurbitales, Cucurbitaceae.
AUGGAGUUUGCCUACAACAAUAAUUAUCAAGCGACCAUUCAGAUUGCCCCAUUUGAGGCACUGUAUGGGCGUAGGUGUCGAACACCAAAUUUUUGGGAAGAGGUAGGCACGCAGCAACUACUGGAACCAGAGUUGGUCCAGGUCACCAACGCAGCGGUGCAGAAAAUCAAGCAGAGGAUACUCACCGCACAGAGCCGACAGAAAAGCUAUGCAGAUGUGCGUAGAAGAGACCUCGAAUUUGAGGUGGGUGACCAUGUGUUCCUGAAGGUAGCCCCUAUAGGGGGGGGGUUGAGGUUCGAAAAGAAAGGGAAAUUGAGCCCAAGAAUUGCCCUACCAUCGAACCUUGCCGCCAUGCACAAUGUGUUCCACGUAUCCAUGCUGCGAAAGUAUACUCCAGACCCUACUCACGUAAUCGAGCAGGAGAUGCUUCCUCUUCGAGAAGAUCUAUCUUACGAGGAGAAGCCUAGCAGAAUUUUGGCUCGAGACACUAGACAGUUGCGUAACAAAGAUAUUCCCUUGGUAAACGUCUCAUGGGGUAAUAGCCGUGAGGAAAAGGCCACCUGGGAACGAGAAGAGGACGUGAGGAAAGCUUAUCCCAAACUCUUCCAAGAGAUAGCUACUUUCGGGGAUGAAAGUUCCUAA